AUGGAGCGGGAAGAUGAGUGGCAGGCUGCUCACCAGCCUCCCAAGGAUAAUGAGAGGCCGACACCGAUGCUGCAUCUGUCAGUGCCUUCUGGGAAUGGUGGAGUUCAUCAGCCACCCACUCCAGCCGCCACUCAACAUGUAUCCAAUAUGUCAAGGCCAUAUGUGUUAUCCGCUGAGGAGUCCAGGCAGAGUGAGGGUGAAGGGGAGUCAAAGGUCAUUCUCUCCCUACCUGAGCAUGGUGUGAGGUACUCCUCCCCACUGCCUCCUACACCUUCCCAGAUGUAUCAUCAGCCACCGUCUAUCCUCCAACCCAGCAGAAUGAUUGACACGGGAUCCCACAUGAUGUCCUUAGGGAGUCCAGGUACUCUGGUGGGAGUGAACUUAGCCUUCAGUGAGAAUCUGAUGCCUCACAGUGGCCUGCUAGGCUCAGCUUCCAGCGGUGUCCCAGUAAUGGCCUGCAGCAGUGUCCCACCGAUGCCUUAUCCUGUCCCCUCAACAGUACCUUCUACCACAGGCUCUUUAAAUAAUGGAAUAUUGUUGGUCCAAGGCAUGGCUCCCAGCGGGGCCUGUGCCAUGCCUCCCUCGAUGGAUCGGAUGCUGCACUUAAAUCCCUACAAUCUUGGGAUGCCCCCAGCUAGGCUUCAGCCAUUGCUGACUUUAGAUUCCCAGGACUCGCUUGUGACACAGUCAAGUUCCCAGGAAGGACCUUUCAUAUCUGAGCAGCCCACACCUAGUCCACAGGGUUCAGAGAGCCCCAGUACUUCAGCAGAGGCAUCUGGGAGACCAUCUCCAGCUUCAAGGCCUUAUGUCUGCCUGUAUGAAAACUGCGGGAAAGCUUACACCAAGCGCUCCCACCUCGUGAGUCAUCAGCGUAAACACACGGGUGAGAAGCCCUACGUGUGUGACUGGGAAGGCUGCACGUGGUCUUUCUUCCGCUCUGAUGAGCUCGGACGACAUAGACGGAUCCACACCAGAGACCGGCCACACAAAUGCUUGGAGUGUGGACGGCAGUUCAUGAGAUCCGACCAUCUCAAGCAACACCAAAAAACUCAUCAGCGCAUGCCAGACGUCCCGACACCUCAGGCCAACAGCAAACAGGCGGACGAACAGAUCGGCGGUCCUCCUGCUCCUGGUCAGGGGCUUUAG
This is a messenger RNA of Microtus oregoni (creeping vole), 1146 nucleotides long. RefSeq names its product Kruppel like factor 17 (gene Klf17). The transcript is spliced from 3 exons. The record is from RefSeq and is a predicted model, not a curated record. NCBI's taxonomy places the organism in Eukaryota, Metazoa, Chordata, Mammalia, Rodentia, Cricetidae. Gene Ontology annotation, biological process: regulation of transcription by RNA polymerase II. Gene Ontology annotation, molecular function: RNA polymerase II cis-regulatory region sequence-specific DNA binding; DNA-binding transcription factor activity, RNA polymerase II-specific. The coding region runs from base 1 to 1146 and encodes 381 amino acids.